GUCUAUGAUACACAUACACACAUACACACAUACGAGGACGAAGAAGAGCGCGAGACAAAAGAUGGACUGAGAGCAGAUGAAAUUAAUCCACUGAAGACACCAGUGUGGGAGCACCUUGGUCCAGCGUACACAGAGGAGCCGUUCAGGUGGAGGGCGGGCAGGACAGCAGGUAUCCUCUCGUAGAGCCCUGGCCUGCGUCAGUCUGUCCCCCUGACGGACGAACCCCUGGGGCCCGCCGCCAUGGGCAAACCAUCGCUGAAGGACCAAAAAGAAGCUGCGAAGGACAAGAUGGGGAGGCCAAACCCUGCAGCCACUAAAGAUACCUUCAGCUGGGAGCAGUACCUGAAAGAAACAUCAUCCACUCCAGCUCCUCCCAGCUUCUUCCGCCAGUCCCGGCUCCCGCCCUCCAACGACUUCAAGGUGGGCAUGAAGCUGGAGGCCCGCGACCCGCGCAACAGCACCUCCGUCUGCAUCGCCACGGUGAUGGGCGUGACGGGCGUGCGGCUGCGGCUGCGUCUGGACGGCAGCGACAACACCAACGACUUCUGGUGCCUGGUGGACUCGGCCGACAUCCAGCCCAUCGGGACCUGCGAGAAGAAGGGCGACAUGCUGCAGCCGCCGCUGGGGUUUCGUAUGAAUGCGUCGUCGUGGCCGAUGUUCCUCCUACGCACGCUCAACGGGGCGGAGAUGGCCCCCGGCACAGCCUUCAAGAAGGAGCCCCCCCGACCCCCCCAGAACAACCUGACGGCUGGUAUGAAGCUGGAGGCGGUGGACAAGAAGAACCCCUACCUCAUCUGCCCGGCCACCGUGGGCCAGGUCAAAGGUCAGGAGGUGUUCGUCACCUUCGACGGCUGGAGGGGCGCCUUCGACUACUGGUGCCGCUACGACUCACGGGACAUCUUCCCCGUGGGCUGGUGCUCGGUCACCAAGCACAGCCUGCAGGCGCCCGGCAACAGUGUGUCGCCCACCAAGCCCCAGCCGCUGCCGUCCUUCUCCCCCUCCAAGCCCAGCCGGCGCUCCAGCCAGGCCUCCUUCCGGCUGCCCAGCCCGCUGCCCCCGCUGCCCGUCCGCAAGGGCGUGCGGGGCCGGCGGCCCAAGAGCGAGACCCUGGCCCUGCUGAAGGCCGCCGCCGCCGCCGCCGCCGCCGCCCAGACCGGCUCCCCGGGGGGCGGCCCCCAGCCCGGGCCCCUGGGGGUCCACACCCAGCUGGCCCCCCGGCCCCACAAGAAGAGAGGACCCAAACCGGGCAGCAAGAGGAAGCCCAAGGUGCCCCCCGGCCCGGUGGGCUGCCUCUCCGUCCCCAAGGAGAGCCCGGCCGGCCCCGGGACGCUGCUGUCAACAGUGUGUGUGUACGUGAACAAGCAGGGUGACUGCGGCCCCCAGCUGGACAGGAAGCAGGUCCAGCGGCUCCCGGAGCGCUUCGGGCCCGGCCCGGUGAACCUGGUGCUCCAGCAGGUGGUCCAGUCCUGCCUGGACUGCUCCUACCAGCCCCAGCUGCUGCUGGCCGCCCUGCAGACCCACUCCGGGUCCGGGGAGGUGGUCCGAGUGCGGACGGACGGCGGCGUGUGUCUGGUGAAGCUGCCCUCGGCCUCCAGCGCAUCCUUCGUGCUGCGCUUCCUGGAGACGGUGUGCCUCCACCUGCAGGGAGACAACCUGUUCAGCAGCCAGCCCUUCAGGACCUACCAGCCAGUGAAGGAGGAGGUGCUGGAGGCCCCGUCCCUGUCCCUGCGGCCCGGUAAGCGCGGCCUGUCGGGGGUCUCCCCGCCGUACGCCGCCUCCCUGUCCCCCAAACACCUCUGCAGCGACGCCCACCCCUCAGAAGCAGAGACGCUGCCCCCCGGUGAGGGCGGCCCGCUGAAGGAGGCGUGGUUCAUGGACUCGGCCUCCGGCUCCAUGACCCCGCUGAGCCCCCGCCCCCACGCCGACUACCACCCCUACUACCCCCGGGGGGGGGCGGCCCUCCGGAGGUCCUCCUCCCACCCCCCAGAGACCGCCUCCUCCACCGCCCUCCGCAGGGUGGAAGCCGCCAGCUCCACCACGGGCCCCGAGCCCACGGUCCCUGAGAGGGAGGGGCCCCCGGGGGCCGGCCGGAGCCCCGCCUCCUGGUCCAUCCUGGAGGUCAUGCAGUUUGUGAGGGAGGCGGACCCCACGGCGCUGGGGCCCCACGCGGAGCUCUUCAGGAAACACGAGAUCGACGGCAAGGCGCUGAUGCUGCUGCGGAGCGACAUGGUGAUGAAGUACAUGGGGCUGAAGCUAGGCCCCGCCCUCAAGCUCUGCCACCACAUCGAGAGGCUGCGGGGGGGCAAGCCCUGACGUAACCUGGGCCCCGCCCACACACCUGGGCCCCGCCCACACACCUGGGCCGGCCCUCAAGCCCUUAACCACACCUGACAGACACACACCUGACAGAUGCACACCUGACGGAUACACACCUGACGGACAAACACCUGACGGACACACACCUGGGCCCAGCCCUCAAGCCCUGACACACACCUGAGAGCACACACCUGGGCCCUGCCCACACACCUGGGCCCCGCCCUCAAGCCCUGACACACACCUGCCAGCAAACACACGUCCUGCAGAGGCAGGCCGGAGCUCCUCAACCCAGAGACGGUCUGAGUAGGAAGGAAGGAGGAGCCGCCUCAGUGGUUCCUCCUCCUCCUCUUCCUCCUCCUCCGUUAGCACAGUGGUUCCUCCUCCUCCUCUUCCUCCUCCUCCGUUAGCUCAGUGGUUCCUCCUCCUCUUCCUCCUCCUCCGUUAGCUCAGUGGUUCCUCCUCCUCUUCCUCCUCUGUUAGCUCAGUGGUUCCUGCUCCUCCUCCUCCUCUUCCUCCUCCGUUAGCUCAGUGGUUCCUGCUCCUCCUCUUCCUCCGUUACCUCAGUGGUUCCUGCUGCUCCUCCUCCUCUUCCUCUGUUAGCUCAGUGGUUCCUGCUCCUCCUCCUCCUCUUCCUCCUCCGUUAGCUCAGUGGUUCCGGCUCCUCCUCUUCCUCCGUUAGCCCAGUGGUUCCUGCUCCUCCUCCUCCUCCUCAUAUGUCUCUGUCUUAUCGAGGUCUCGUCACUCCGUUCUGCUUGUUAAGCUGAGCUGGGCCCCACCCCCCGCCCCCAGCCUGCUGCUGGGACCGGGUCUGGUCUAGAGGGUCCCAGGUGGUCCUGGAUCCUCCAGACCUGCCCCGGCUCAGCCCCCUCUGGUGGAUUAAUUUAUUUCAGUAUGGAUUGUUACAGACGUGCACAACUUUUAAAAAGGGCUUCAUUAUGAGGUUUACCAGUCCUGACCUCUGAGUGCCCCACGUUGACCUUUCACCUUCCUGGCCUCGAUGGAGACAGAGUUCCACACGUCCGUGGGUUUCACCACGGACCCCCCCCCCACCCGUGUACAUUUUGUAGAAAGUAAAUAUUUUAAAAGAUGCCACGUAUAUACAUUGUAUGUGUAUGAUGUGUUUAUAUAGAGAUGUAGGGUCGAUGGAGUCCUUCAGCGUUCUUAAUGAGAUGGCCUUCCCCUACUUGGGUCUGGUCUCAGGGGAAGAGGGCUUCAGCGUACCUUUGGUACGUACAACGCGUUCCACUUCCUCCUGGGACCUGACCUGGCGUGCCAUACGAUAUGCAACACAGAAUCCAGUGCUGUUAACCAGAGCGUCUCUGACACAUGUCUGUACGCGGCGAAUGUCACCUGUUCAUGACCUUGUUUGUAACACCAAAGAAAUGUCAUCAUGCGUUUUAUGAUGUUGAAUAUUUUCUAUUUUAUAAAUGCUCUAAAAGAGGUUUUGUUUUGUGUGUCGUGUUUGUUGGGGCGCUGACCUGUCCACACCACAGCAUCACGGCUCUGGUUUCAUUCUCGUGGAGUUGUGGAGUUUGACUGCUGACCAGGUGCUCAUGAAUCAAAUAUGAAUGAGCCGUCAGGAUGGAUGUUGACAGCUCGUGUUUCUGGGAGCACUUUAAGCCGGGGGUUCCCAACCUUUUUUGUUCCCAGGACACAUAUCCAAAGAAAUUGACGGUUAGGUAGUCAAUUUGAAUGGCUUGAUUUUAUGAUGCAAUAUUUGUUUGUUUUUCAAGAUGGUUUAUUUUUCUUAUUCACAACAAUUUAAGCAACAGCAAUUAAAUGCCCGAGUCUCAGGCUCCCUUCAACAAUGCAACAAUAUAAAAUAAUACAAUUUAGAAGGGCAACAAGAAAAGUCUCCUGAGUCUUAAACAAAUCACAAUGUUUCCCUUUUCUCCACUACAAGUAAGUGUAUGGAGUCUGGGUUAUUGUUGUUUUAUUAUUAUUAUUCUGUUAGCCUUCUCUGGAAAUACUCGAGGCCCGGUUCCGCGGCCCGGGGGUUGGGAGCCGCUGGCUCAAGAGACGUGUCGUUCUCUGGUAUUGAUGACGGAUCAGACGACCACUUGGUUCAAACGUCUUUAUUUAACAAACCGUCCACGAGACGACAGCAGCCCGCCCUCUGGGCAGAGGACAUCAACCGUCACCCGCUCUCUAACAGCCAAGGCAGGUUCUGGUUUUGGUUAAACCUUUUCUCCGUUUAUCUUUCGAUUUGCGUAAAUACUUUAAGAAGACGUGUUUGGCUGAUUUUAUUGACUGCAUAUUAAAAACGACGCAGGAGAGAAUCGCCCCUCCCUUCACAGACAGAAAGGGCAGAAAGUGCAAAAUGAUAAAUAAACUAAACCACGACACACAUUGAAUCACACAACGUUCAUGAACUCUAAGAUAGAAAAACAUUAAAAAUAGUAGAAAUUACAUAAAACUAUUCCAAGUUUGGUGUAUUUACAAUACACUUCUUAUAAGAAGACUGAAUAACCAUGUGUAUUCAUAAUACCCAGAGCCAGGUCACUGCCCUGGUUUAAUAACCUCUGUCUUGGUCAUUUAAAGUAAAGUGAGCUUAGCUAUGUUGACUACACUCCAGAUUUCAUUAAAACCGCUGUUUUGAUUAGAUUCUGUCAAUGACGAGCAAAUAGGAUUUGUUUUCUAGUAGUUUCUAGCAUAAAUCAUAAAGCACCCUGUUCAGCCUGAUUUAGAUUUUGGGGAUUUGAGAUUGUUCUCUUACUAUUGGUCAGUUUUUGCUCUAAGAGCACGUUCAUAAUACACCUCAAACACGCACAUGUCCAACAGGACUCAGCAACACCUCCUGACCUAAGGACUCCUUCAGGGCUGGAAGCAGUGUCCUCAUCACCUAGCUGCUUCACAACCAGUGGCUCACAGUAGAACAGUGCUUCACAAGAAUGCAAAAG
Messenger RNA from Gadus chalcogrammus (walleye pollock), 5216 nucleotides. Its product is annotated as polycomb protein SCMH1-like. The coding region runs from base 241 to 2313 and encodes 690 amino acids. Gene Ontology annotation, cellular component: nucleus. The record is from RefSeq and is a predicted model, not a curated record. NCBI's taxonomy places the organism in Eukaryota, Metazoa, Chordata, Actinopteri, Gadiformes, Gadidae. Gene Ontology annotation, biological process: regulation of DNA-templated transcription. The transcript is spliced from 16 exons. Gene Ontology annotation, molecular function: protein binding.